Homalodisca vitripennis (glassy-winged sharpshooter) is the source of this 1672-nucleotide messenger RNA. Its product is annotated as fructose-bisphosphate aldolase-like. The transcript has a single exon. The record is from RefSeq and is a predicted model, not a curated record. Bases 257 to 1360 code for a protein of 367 amino acids. Gene Ontology annotation, biological process: fructose 1,6-bisphosphate metabolic process; glycolytic process. Lineage: Eukaryota; Metazoa; Arthropoda; Insecta; Hemiptera; Cicadellidae. Gene Ontology annotation, cellular component: cytosol. Gene Ontology annotation, molecular function: fructose-bisphosphate aldolase activity.
GUUCAGAUGUAAACAAAUACUCAUUAAGAACAAGAAAUAAUUAUUAAUUCCUAACCAGUAAUUUUAGUGUGUAUGUUGAGUUAUGUUUUAAGAGUCUAUCAAAACUUUGGGUAAUUAUAUCAGUGAUUAAAAAUUAAAGUUAUACUACAAAAAAUGGUAAAAAUUACAGUUUAUGAGCAAUAAGUAAAUAAAAUACACAAGUUGUUUUCUAUACAAUCUAUAGAAACACAUAAUUUUUAUUAUAAAUUAAGGUAAGAUGGCAUCAUCAAAUUAUCAUUUUCUUCCAGAAGAAACACAGAAAGAAUUAAAAAUCAUUGCUGAUGCAAUAGUAGCUCAUGGUAAAGGUAUUCUUGCUGCAGACGAGUCAACUGCAACAAUGGGUCGAAGAUUACUAGAUAUCGGUGUAGAAAACAGUGAAGAAAUGAGAAGACAAUACAGACAGUUACUGUUUUCAACUGAAAACUUAGGUAAUUCGAUAUCUGGUGUUAUACUAUUUCACGAAACAUUAUUCCAGAAAGCUGAUGCUGAAGAGACGCUUUUGGUGGAUCUUCUUCGACAACGAAAAAUAAUUCCUGGAAUUAAGGUGGAUAAAGGGGUUGUUCCCUUGUAUGGUACAGAGGACGAGUGUACCACUCAAGGUCUGGAUGAUCUCGGCCCACGAUGUGAGCAGUACAAAAAGCUCGGAUGCCACUUUGCGAAAUGGAGGUGUGUACUGAAAAUCGGUCCUCACACACCUUCCCAGCUGGCGAUUCAAGAGAACGCUAAUGUGUUAGCAAGAUACGCAUCAAUAUGCCAGGCCUACCGAAUAGUACCCAUGGUAGAACCAGAAGUGCUGCCCGAUGGGAGCCACAACAUUAUGGAGUGUCAGAAAGUUACUGAGAAAGUGUUAGCAGCAGUCUUCAAAGCUUUAAACGACCACCAUGUGUUUCUAGAGGGCACCAUCCUGAAGGUGAACAUGGUGACGCCUGGUCAGGCUUGCAAGAUGUUGAGAGCUUUACCCGAAGAGAUUGGCGAGGCAACUCUGCUAACGAUGCAGAGGACAGUUCCAGUGUCGGUGGCAGGUAUUAUGUUCCUGUCAGGAGGACAAUCCGAGGAAGAGGCGACUGUUAAUUUGAACGCUAUCAAUCAAAGUAAUGGCUUCAAACCAUGGCCUCUGACGUUUAGUUACGGGCGAGCACUUCAAGCCUCUGUCCUUCAGGCUUGGAGAGGUUCUGCAGAAAACAAAGGAUUAGCACAAGAGGAGCUUAUAAAAAGAGCUAAUGCCAACAGAGCUGCAGCUCUAGGAGAAUAUCAUAAAACAGAAGAUGAAGAAACCACAGCGGGGAAACAAGAUUUGUUUGUGCCUGACAAUGAAUACUAGAUGUGAAACUAAUGAAUCAAUUUUAUAAUAAUAGUGUAAUAGUGAUAGAUUCUUAAAUAAAUUUCCAUGUAACAGUAGACAGUACUUUAACGCUCUCAAAAGAAAUUAUUACAAGUUAACCAACAAUUCAAGUGCUGUUUGUUGAAAUCAACCAUUUUGUAUGGUACAAUCCAAAAAUCAAACAUAUUAUGCCUUCCAUAAAGUAUACUUGUCUAACCUUGUUAAAAAUUUAUUUUCUUACUUAAUCGAUAAAAAUUAUUUGUACUAUUGAAAUACUAUUUGACCAACAUUAAAUUCCACUUAUUUUACAUU